This is a messenger RNA of Habropoda laboriosa, 1855 nucleotides long. It is a transcript of the gene Ns1, whose product is annotated as guanine nucleotide-binding protein-like 3 homolog. Gene Ontology annotation, molecular function: GTP binding. Gene Ontology annotation, cellular component: nucleolus. The record is from RefSeq and is a predicted model, not a curated record. The transcript is spliced from 8 exons. NCBI's taxonomy places the organism in Eukaryota, Metazoa, Arthropoda, Insecta, Hymenoptera, Apidae. The coding region runs from base 107 to 1855 and encodes 582 amino acids.
ACAGUGUGUGCAUGUGAUAUUUUAAAGUGUACUCCACUUAUCUAAUAAUCUGUUUAACUUUAUUAUAUAGACAAGUGUUAAUAAUUAGAAUAAAAAAUUAAAAACAAUGGCGAAGUUUUGCUUAAAAAAACCGAGCAAGCGCAUGCCGGCUAGUAAGAGGUAUAAAAUUGAGAAAAAAGUCCGAGAACACAAUCGAAAAAUAAGAAAAGUAGCUAAAAAACAGAUGCAUAAAAAAAAACAAAAAGUGAUCGAAGUUCCAAAUCAAUGCCCUUUUAAAGAAGAUAUUUUGAAGGAAGUAGAGGCCAUGAAAAAGCAAAAUGAGGAAGAGAAACUCAAGAGACGCGCAGCUGCGCGCGAAGCUUCACGCGAACAGAAGAAAGAAGAACUUGCUAAGACAGGUCUUCAGGGAUUAGUUUCAACUGCAGAGCUCAAACAAGCAGCACAUCAAGGAAUGGAAGUUGAUACGGUACAUGAGAGGAUAAGGGAGGCUAUGAAUAAGAAAGAAAAUUCAUUGAAAGCUUACUACAAAGAAUUCAAAAAUGUGUUGGAUGCAGCUGAUGUUAUUCUUGAAGUUGUUGAUGCUAGGGAUCCUUUGGGAACUAGAUGUAAAGAGGUUGAAGAAGCUGUACAGUCUGCAAAAGGAAAUAAGAAAUUGGUCAUUGUUUUGAACAAGGCAGAUUUAGUACCCAGAGAAAAUUUAGAUCAGUGGUUAAAGUACAUACGUGGUAGUUUACCAGCUGUUCCAUUUAAAGCUUCCACGCAAGCUCAAGUUUGCAGAUUGGGUAGAAAGAAAUUAGGAAGGAGGAAAGAAGAUAUGAUACGAAGUCGUAUUUGUUACGGUGCCGAACUAUUGUUAUCGCUACUUGGAAAUUAUUGCAGAAAUAUUGGAAAUAAAAAAACUAGUAUUAGGGUGGGAGUUGUUGGAUUGCCAAAUGUUGGCAAAUCUAGCGUUAUUAAUUCUUUAGCUCGUAGUAAAGUAUGUAGCGUGGGAAGUAUUCCGGGAGUUACAAGAACUAUGCAAGCAGUGCAAUUGGAUUCUAAAAUAAAAUUACUAGACUCUCCAGGAAUCGUUUUUGCUAGUUCUGAAGAAAACGCCAAUGAAUCUUCGAUAGCUUUAAAAAAUGCAAUAAAAAUUCAGUCUUUGAGAGAUCCAUUCACGCCAGCAACUGCUGUUAUAAAGAGAGUUUCCAAGGAAAUAUUAAGGGAAAUGUAUGCCAUAGAAGACUUUUCAACACCGGAGGAAUUCUUUGCCUAUAAAGCUAUUAGAAUGGGGAAAUUUAAAAAAAUGGGUGUACCCGAUACGUUGACAGCAGCUCGCAGUGUUUUGGAAGAUUGGAAUUCUGGAAAAAUCAGGUAUUAUACCGUUCCUCCGGAGCAACCAGAUUGUCACGUAUCCGCAGAAAUUGUAAGCCAAAUGAGUAAGGAAUUCGACAUUGAAAGUCUUGCCGAACAAGAAAAAAUGAUGCUCGAUACUUUCGAAAAAGAAAAUGUCGCGAAGAGAGUUACCGAACCAUUUUCAAUCGAAAGUUCUGGUCCAGUUGUCUCGGCUAUGGAGGUUGAAUUGCAGAAGGAAGCGCAAGUAAUUAAAGUACAGAACAAGUUGAAGAAAAAAGUGGAAAACGCAAAAAAGAAGUCGGACGAGACAAGGAAAAAGAAAGUGGAUCCACUUUCUGAAAUCGAGGGUAAUCAGAAAAUAAAUAAACUUAAUAAAAUGCUGUUUAAAAAAGAGAAGAAGAAUCGUGUUAGACAAGAAAAAGCAGCUUGUAAGUUGGCGGAUCAACUGGGAGGAUUCAACAUCAAGGCUACCGAUGAUUAUGACUUUAAUACAGAUUUCGUAGAAAAAGAUACAGUGUAA